This is a messenger RNA of Pristis pectinata (smalltooth sawfish), 10738 nucleotides long. RefSeq names its product contactin-5-like. The record is from RefSeq and is a predicted model, not a curated record. The transcript has 15 exons. Lineage: Eukaryota; Metazoa; Chordata; Chondrichthyes; Rhinopristiformes; Pristidae. The coding region runs from base 7772 to 8887 and encodes 371 amino acids. Gene Ontology annotation, cellular component: axon; plasma membrane. Gene Ontology annotation, molecular function: cell-cell adhesion mediator activity. Gene Ontology annotation, biological process: axon guidance; homophilic cell-cell adhesion; dendrite self-avoidance.
AAGGCUACGCCAAAUUUCUAAGAUGGAUGUCUAUCUUUAACGUUGGUUUUCUUAUUGUCAUCCUCAUUGCUCUCAUUUCCUGGAUGGCAAUUAAAGGCAGACCAGAGGACAUAGGAUUCGCUGUUCCACCGAUCAUGGGAGUGUUGCUUUCCACAGUAUAUUCCAUUAUAUUUCUGCGUUGGACAAAGAGAGGAUUCCCAGAUAGCAAACAGUGGUGGUGGUCCCUGAAUAUCUGCAACAUCGUGUCUCUUGUCGUCAUCCUCAUUGCCCUCAUUUGCUGGAUUGCAUUUAAAGAUCAAGGCUGCGAUAUCAACAUUCCAAUCUGGAUCAUACUCACUGUAUCAAUGGUCACAUCUGUGAUCACAUUAUCCAGGUCCUUUCCAGUUUGCCACAACGGAAACAAAGGAACGAACAAAAACGACUGUGCUGAAGUAGAACAGGAUAAAGAAGAAGUGCAAGAAUUACAAACUAUCAGCCCGGAUCAUGAAGCUGAACCUGAAAAUCUUCCUCCUGAUUAGAAAGGACACGGCAGCCUUCAGUUUCAGAUGUCACUGUGAGGGCAGUUACUGUGUCCCUGCUGUAGACUGGAGCCUGGAAAAUCCUUCCCUCCGACAGUGGGGAAUGUGGUGCUCUGCAGCUGUAGCUCGUCUGACCCUCCGUGAGAACAAUAUUGCACUCAUUUCAUCUCUCGGCUUCCAGCGAGAACUUUGAUCCUUGAUAAUCUCAUAAAGUUGUCAUUGGCACCGGAAUCGUUUUAAGGGACAAUGAGAGAGGCCCAGAGAGGCUCUGUCCACAAGACCUUGUCACAGCCUUGGUCCAAACACAGGCUAAAGAGUUGAAUAUGAGAGGGGAGAUGAGAGUGACAGAGCCUGUCACCAAGGCAGCAUUUCACUGUGUGGCAUUGAGGAGCCAUAGAAAAUUGAAGUCGAAGGGAUAUAAAAACAGACAAUGCUGGAAACACUCAGCAGGUCGGGCAUCUGUGGAAAGAGAAACACAAUUAAUGUCUCAGGUUGAGAUCCUCAGAUCUGGGAAAAAGUGAAAACAAGUUGGUUUUAAGUUACAAAGAGAAUGGAGGAGGGAUGGGUAAAUCCAGGGGCCAGGGUUACCAUGGGAUAAGUUGUAGAUGAGGUCUUUGGGUUGUUAGGUUAAUGAAGUAAUUAGAAAGGUGAAACAUGAACAAAGGAACAUAAAAACUCCGCAGUGAGGGAGACUGAGCACUAAGGGAUGUAAAAGUUGUGACGUGCAGAGCUGAGGAAAUGCCCAGCAGGCCGGGCUUGUUUCUGGAGGAGUGAAAAACUGAGCCAAUGUUAGAAAUGGAUGAGCUGCAGCAGAACUGGCGGUUCAGAAAGAAUCAGAGAAAGCCAGUUAUCUGAUGCUGUUGAACUCGAUAUAGAGUCUGGGAGCCUGCAAUGUGGCCAGAAGGAAGAUUUUCAUUUACUGUUCAAGUUAAAGGGAGUUGAACCCACUGUCUGAAACCGCACUUUACACAAAGGAAGGUGGAUAUGGCUGGUGGAGUUUAAUCAUCCCAGUCCCAGGACAUUGCAACAGGAGUCCCUCAGGGCAGUGACUUAAACCCAGCCAUCUUCAGCUGCUUCAUUGAUGACCGUCCCACUGUUAUAAGGUCAGUUCUAUCUCCAGCAGUCAGGCAAUGAAGCAGUUUGUGGCGGCACACACAAAACUUGGACCAAACUGAGGCAUGGGCUGAUAAGUAGCAAGUGCUGUUGGAGGGUGGGACCCCGAGAGCUGUGAGGGACCGAAUGAUUGAAGUGUCUGUUGAUCAGCAAACCGGUGUGGUGAGGAAAUAAUAGUCCUCGGGAGAGUGAAACGUGAUUUCCAGAAUGCUGAGCAGUGCAACGGGCUGCAGUAUGGUAUAAUUACAGUGAAGGCCGGAUGGUGAAGCAGCAGAGGGUGAAGUGAGUCUGUGACAGUUGCAGUGAAGACCUGUCAGAACAGAGUGAAACUGCAGCCUUUGGUGUGUUGGAUUUGAUAUAUAUAUUUUCUUCUAGGGCGUUUUUACAUGUAUAGUGUUUGACAUACCUCUAGUGGCUUUACAAGAUAUAACUGCUUCCCUGGUGUGUUUUUUCACCUAGGAAGCAGUUUUCUCAUUGGUUGAUUUUUGCCAUAGUAGAGAACAGGUAUUUUCUGAUUGGACCAUUGUUAUCUAAGGAAUGUCUCAUCUCGGGUAUAAAAGGAGCUGUUUUAUUGUUUAAAAAGCUCUCUUUCUCUUGCCCUUUUUCUUGCCUUCUCUCUCUCCCUACCCCCCUCUCUACCCCCGCCCUCUACCUACCCCCCUCUACCUACCCCCCACCCCCUCUCUCUAUCCCCCUCUCUCUACCCCCCCCACUCCCCCACUACCCCCCCACCACACCCCUACCACCCACCUCUCUACCUCCCGAUCACCCUGCACCAGAAUCCCACAGGUGAUGUGUCGAACUGUCAAACAUUGAAGGGUUAAUGAGCUGACAAAGGGUGAGAGGGAGAAGGCCAGUUGAUAGAAUUCACUGGUAGCUGCGGUUUGAUGGUAUUUGGGGUGGGAGGUAAUCUCGGUGGUGUAAAGCCACACCGAUGGUGAGAUAAUGCAGUCAGUGGGAGGGAGACCCUGCUGGGACCGUGUUUGUGUCUCGGGACAGUGUAAUCCCGGUUCCAACAGUUUGGUUCACAGAGGCUGAUCUGUUAGUGAGUGAGCUCCAGAGUUAACGCUUCAGAUCGAAGACUCUUCAGCUGAUGAGGCAUUCCAGCAUUUUCUGUUUUUUAGAUUUUCACUUGUUCUUUCCUCAAACAAGAGACUCGUUCACAGCAUCUGAUUUUGGGCUUGAGGGUAGAUGGGUGGGGUGAGGGGGAUUGGGGGUCAGUGCCAUUGGGGGUGAAGGAAGGAUAGGAGGCAUGUUUUGCGACUGACCUCAGUGGGAUCCCUGCACAGAGCCAGGCAAUGAGGACACGGAUGUUCCAGGAGAGGAAGCCCCAGGACAAUGGGGACUAAUUCCCCCAAUGUUCCAAGGGGAAUGUCACUUGGGAAUGAUACACAAAGCUGAUUCAAUAGGAUCCCCCGGAAUUGUUACAGAACAGCAGAAGAACUUUUCCAUCGAGUACAUGCCGAGUGUUUGAAUGUUUGUUGUAAAAGGUACAAACAAGACAAAAGCAACUACAGCUUCAAAGGUUAGAGGAAAUACAUCAGCGAUUACAGUGCAGCGACAGUUUAAAAGAAAACAAGGUUUCUCAGCAAGAUGCAUUUGGGAUUAGGGUUCUCACACAUGAUCACACAUCUUUAUUAUUUUGAUUAAAUAUCCCAAAAUUACUGGAGAACGUAUCAAAGGCCAAGGUGAGUUGUGACUGGUUCGUCAGUCCAAGUAAGUUGAUGAAAAAGUCCAUGCUGUCUCUAAUUGUUUGUGAUUUCCAUACCCGUGUUGCAAGCUCAAAGUGUGAGAAUUGAUGCAUUUUUGUCUCACUCCAUUAUUCAUUCAUGGAAUCUGCUGUGUAAAAUUGUACCUGCAUUGUGACCUUCACUGAAACCAUCCCCCCUCCCCCCACCAUUCCUCCAUUAAUUGAAUUUUUAAAAUGUGAUUGCCAUGAGGAUCUGUAUUGAUAUCAAUAAUGAUCAUACUGAUGGAUUUCUGAACACGAAAUGUUCCACAGCAGCCAUUUCCAGCAGGUAGAUAAUGUCCAGAGGGCCCUGUCAACAAUGUGAUUCUGGUCCGGACAAAACAUGGUUCAAUCAGGGAACACUGACGGUCAGGGGUUCCAGUGCAAUGGGUAGUAAAGUGUUCCUGGAGGCUUUAAAAUGUAUCCAUCUGGGCAAUACCUCUGUACUGGUCACAAAAACAGGGAUGCUGGAAACUCUCAGCAAGUCAACCAGUACCUUCUGGUAACUUUGUUCCACAUUCCCCACAUCUGCAGGGUAUUUUUUCACCAAUUUCUCUGCUUUUGUUAUCGAUUAUAUCCAAGCACUUUUUUUAGUUUUUAAAGCUAUGUCAAAAUAAUGGAUUUUAUCUCAAAAUAACAUUUUGGGAUAUGGAAGAUGGGUACUUUGAAGAGUGAUGUGGUAAAUGUUGCAGAUCUGGGGGGAUAAAGGUGACAUGGGUCUUUCUCGGAGUGUUUGGACAAAACUUUAGAAGUUAGUUGUUAUCGUAGAUCAACAGCUGCAUUAUUAUUGUAAUGUGUAUCUAGAAGUUGGGAGAUGAGUUAAAUGGACUGUAAUCAUUUUCCCUCUGUUCCCAUGAAUACAGUACAAGUAUUCUUCAUCCUGAUGGGACGGCAGGUUCUAUAUUUAAUGGGUGGAGAGUGAUUAUACACUUCCCAUAUCUACUCAGCAAACACGCUGACUUCUCAAACUGCGAUACAGUCCUUAAUACAUCCCACUCCCCCUCUUUUCCUACCUAUCUCUUAUUUCUAUUUAAACCCACUCUCUCUCCCUCUACUUCAGUUUCCAUGCAACUCGAUUCAAAUUCAUCCAGUUUCCACCUGCUGUUUGUUUGUACUUUCUCUAUCUUUUCCAUUCAUGGGUUAUAAGAAUAUUGAAUGGCUCCCUGGUAUUAGAUGGACCCUUGACCUCACAAUCUACUUCAUUAUGGCCCUUGCACCUUAUUGUCUGCCUGCACUGCACUUUCUCUGUAACUGUAACACUUUAUUCUGCAUUCUGUUAUUGUUUUCCCUUCUACUACCUCAAUGCACUGAGGUAAUGAAAUGAUCUGUAUGGAUGGCAUACAAAACAGUUUUUCAUUCUACCUGAGUACCUGUGACAUUAAUAAACCAAUUUACCAUCACUGCGCUGAGCACAAUGUUGUUGAGGCCCCAGUCAUCACACUGACAUGCUCCAUCGUCAACCUAUCCAUCCACAGGAAGUGGAGAUGCCUUUAUGUGAUGAGCCGAGUGUCCAAUGAAUAUUUCCCACUAAGAACUCUGGUCCUGGGGGCCUAAGGUAUUUCCUUAAAUCUUGGUUUACUACUUUAUAUAUGCAGGGAGAAGCUCGGACAUGACAUAACAAUGGAAACAUCUGUCUUUCUGCCAACUCUGACAAGAUAAAGUUAAACUCCCUCAAGUGGCAGAGGGCCCAGUUCCAAGGAGUCAUGCUUCAACUGAGCAGGAAAUUCAGGACUUCGGUGAAUGAGGGAAUUGGUGACAUGGAGGAAAGAGAUUCUGUCCUGGUUCUUUAUUUCUGCUCUGUGAGUUAAUCUAAUAAUAAGAAUGACUUGACAAGCCAUUUCAUUCCUGUUAAGUGUACAUUCUGCACCACUGGAAACUCCAGAAUGCUUCCUGGACAUUCAUGGGAACAGGAAAUGUUUUUUAGUUGUAGGACUGGAGCUCUGGGUUUUGGGAGUCCAGGCAACACUGCAGUCCAUCCACAAGACAGUGUUGUAUGGAUAGGACAUUCCGGAAGUGGUGGCCCUAGAGUAAGAGAGAGCAGGCACAGGGGCAAUGGAUAACUGCUGGAUGGACAACUAUAGAGCAGGCAAGUAGUUCAGGGAACCUCUGAAGCACCUGUUCUCCGACCAGUAUCCCACUUUUGAACACACUAGCCUUAAUCAGUCAGAGCAAUGAAUAUAGGAAUUGGGACAUUAUGUUGCAGUUAUAUAGGUCGUUGGUGAGGCUGCACUUGGAGUACUGUGUACAGUUUUGGUCACCCUGUUAUAGGAAAGCCGUGAUUAAACUGGAAAGAGUGCAGAAAAGAUUUACAAGGAUGUUGCCAGAACUAGAGUGCCUGAGAGGUUGGCCAGGCUCAAUCUUUAUUCCUUGGAAUAUAGGAGAAUGAGGGGUGAUCUUAGAGGUUUAUAAAAUCAAGAAGGCAGAGAUAAGGUGGAUGGUAACAGUUGUUUCCCCAGGGUAGGGGAGUCCAAAACUAGGGAGCAUAGGUUUAGGGUGAGAGGGGAAAGAUUUAAAAGGGACUUGAGGGGCAACUUUUUCAAGCAGGGGGUGGUGAGUAUAUGGAACAAGCUGCCAGAGGAAGUGGUUGAGGCAGGUACAAUUGUAUCAUGGGAUAGGUACAUGGAGGCGUGGGGCUUAGAGGGAUAUGGGCCAAAUGUAGGGAAUUGGGACUAGGUGGGUGGGUGCUUUGUCAGCAUGGACUCAUUGGGCCAAAGGGCCUGUAACCGUGCUAUAUUGCUCUAUGACUCGAUGACUCUAGGAGUUAGCUCCCUGGGAAGUGCAGCCAGAUCCAAGAUUUACAAGCAUCAUGGGUGGCUCAGGGAGGGAGAAUGAAGAUCGGGAGGAUAAUAGGGAAUCAUAUUGACAGGGGAACGGAGAGAAGUUUCUGAUGUUGCCUCCCUGGUGCCAGGAUGUUCUGUAUUGCCUAAAGAACAUUCUGGAGGGAGGGGAUCAGAGGGAACAGCCAAAGUCGUGGUCCACAUUGAAAUCGCUAAGAAAAAGGCUGGGAUCCUGCAGGUAGAUGUUGAGGAGCUGGGAAGGUGAGUGAGAAGCAGGACCCCAAAGAUGGCAAUCCCCAGAUUCCAGUGCCACCCGCCAGUGGGAACAUAAAUCGGAGACAAGUGCAGAUGAAGGAAUGGCUGGAGAAACGUUGCUGGGGGAGGGGCUUUGGAUUCCUGGGAUUGGGACUGGUUCUGGGAAAGAUGGAACCUGCACAGCCUGGAUGGAUUGCACCUCAUCGGGAUGGGAGAAUGUGCUGGUGAGCAGGUUUGCUCAGGCGUUGGUGGGGAAUGGGAAGGUGAGUGUAAAUUCAGAAGAGGGUGAAGCAGAAAUGGAAGUGGUAAGGCAUUUGCCUCACCGACACACACGCCCAGGCAAACAUCAGGAAGAACAUAACUCGGUGAAAGGUGCACUUUGGUCUGCCUGAAACUUGCUGGUCUUCCGGUGUAAAGGGAUGUCUGCAAGGGAAUGCUACCGAUUGGCACAUUCAGGGCUGCAGGAGAAGGUACCAAGGAACGUGCUGAAGCUUAGUGCAGUCAUCAGAAGGUCGCUGUGGGGAAUGGGGUCAGUUCGGGGCUUUCCCACUCCCAGGGUCGGUGCCACACUGAGGGGCUGCAACCGGUGUGACAACCUGUCAAACUUGUUGCUGAUGUGCUGUUUGGGACUGAGAAACCAAUGACAUGUUGACAGAUUGAACAUAUUGUGAGCAAAUGUAAUGAGGUGCUUGUUCCCGUGAAUGAAGGCUAUGUAAUGUCCCACAUUGUAUCACCGCAUGUUUAUGGAUGUAUUUGCAACGACCAAACCAAAGCUCCUCCCUUCACGUUACUAAAACUUCCCAUCAAUCACAGCUAUUUUGAAGUGCGUGCUUCCGCUCAUAACACUGGUUGGGUUUCUUGCAGAAAGGGGCUGCGAACUGGUUAAAGUUUUUUAUUUGUAAAUAGAAAACCUCCGAGAUCCGCUGUGCGAGGAGAGGGCUCGGUGUCCGGGUUGUGAAGGGUCCCAGAUCCUGGAACUUCACUCUAGGGUUGGGGAAGCUGCGGCUCCUGCUCGCUGUCCGGAGAUGUAUCUGAGAUAAAAGAUAUGUUUAUUAGUCACAUGUGCAUCGAAGCACACAGUGAAAUGCAUCUUCAGCGUAGCGUGUUCUGGGGGCAGCCCGCGAGUGUCGCUGGUUUCACUAAACUCGCUGGCGUUUUGCUGCUGUUCUUGCUUGGAGUGUCUGAUAACGAAGAUUUAACGGUUACAUUUUCUUUCCUUACCCUCAUCAGCCAAAAGGGAAGAAGUGGUCAGAGUCCUUGGUUCUUCGGUUUUACUGGAUCCUAGAGCCAAAGUUGAUCCCAGAAAGCAAGAAAUUAUUUGGACGUUCAUCGCCAGCCACAAAAGCCCUGUCACCAUCGUACAUCACAUCCCAGGUUACAUGAAGUGGGCAGAACCCAGUAAACAUUUCCAGUCCCGGUUACAGUUUAAUCUUUCUAAUGGCUCUCUGAUGGUAAAUGGAUUAAAAGCUGGUGACCAAGGAGAUUACAGCCUCAUGGUAGAUGACCGUGAACUGAAGAUAAUACAAUUGUCCCUCUUCGGUAACCUGUCGGAAGCCUUGAUUUUGACCACCUCCAUCUCCCUCGGUUCCACCAUCGAGCUCACCUGUAACGUCAGUGGAGAUCCUCAUCAGUAUCGGUGGUGGAAAGAUGGAGGGGAAAUCUCCCGGCUUCACCAGCUGAUAGACGGUAACAGGACUCUCGUUAUUCUGAAGGCUUCAAGACGUGACUGUGGAAUUUACACGUGUGUGGCAACCAAUCCCGCCAGCUCCAUCCAGACGGAUUGCACCCUGAUUAUUCCAGGCUUUCUCAAUAAGGAUAUCGCAAUUAUUGUUCUCUCGACGAUUUCUUUAGUGUUUUCUUGUGUAUUCUUCUUUGCACAUGUGCCUCUGAAGCAGUGGAAGACAAAAUCGGAAAAAGCCGUGAAGAGGCUCAAACGUUGGAGGCGGCUCCUGAAUGUCUGUGACUCUGUGUCUCGUGUUGUCGCCUUUUCCAUUCUCAUUCACUGGAGCUGGAUUGAAGGUUCUGACCUUUUCGCAGUGGCAGCUUCAUGCACUGUCCUUCUCCAGCUUCUGACUUGGAUUCCACUGAUUACUGUUCAGAAUUUAGACUUCUGGUGCACUGACUGUUUCCAAAAAAGGAUGGAUAUUUGGAAAUGGACUGUAUUUGGACUGCAUGUCAUUGUGAUCGUCAUCUCAAUCACUUUCGUAACGUUAACGAGUGAUCCAAACUAUGCCACUUGUGACAGCAGCCUUAUAACCUGGAGAGUAUUCUUCGCAACAACGAUUGGGAGUGCUGUGACCUUUUCCUUGUACUUUGUAGUGAAUCUCUGCAGAAACAAAUAUACAAGUGGGAACAUCGACAAUGGAAAAAAACAGUAUGAUGGAGAAACACAAGAGUCAAAACUGACACACCAGGUCGGAGCUGCUGCUGAAUCUCUGAAGCUCAACUUGGAAAGUGUACAAGAGACUUCAUUUUCAGACGACAUUCCCAAUUAAAAGCUUAAUCAGUCAGGGUGAGUUCUUGUUGUCAUCUUUGUUUCCCAGCCGUACAAUGCAUCCGAGAAAUCUUCCCACGACUCAGAGGGAAGAAACUGAUGUGUGGUUGAAAAUGAAGUCAACAUACAUUAUAACAACAUUGGAAUUGUUUUUAUCUCUUGUCUAUCGACUGACAAUCUGGGAGAAUUUUCAUCUGGAAAUGAGGCACCCUUCCGUUUACCAUGUGGGAAGGGGCACGGACGGACUCUGUACACAAGACCUUAUCCACCUGAGUUUACAGGGACUUGUGCGAGGAGCUGGACUUCCCCCAAGGACUAAUUCUCUGCCAGCCAGCGUUCAGGACCAGUCUUGCCGAGAUCUCCUGUAAGCUCAGACACAGUCUCACACAUGUGCUUGGACCACGUUUACUGUGGAAGGUGCAAUCACUACCUGAUUUCUCAUCGUUGUCUCUAUAACUCCUUCCCCUGCUUCCCAUACCCUCCAAUAGACUUUGUCUUUCAAAUAACUUUUAAACCAAACACACGGUUCCACUAUCUCAGGCAUUAUGUUACUGUUUUAAUAUUUCUCUCUCUGCCUGGCAGAUGUCCAAUAUUGGAACCUGAUUACGGAUUAAUUUGCGUUUUUGGUGCUCUGUGUGUGUGCACGCGCGCCAGUCUUCCAGUAGCUGGAGGAGUGCUGCCUUGUGCCUGUGUCUCUUUACCUGCUGACUCUAGACCAGAGUUCUGAGGCUGAAUACCAGAAGUGAGGUCUUGCAACAGAUGGACAGAGUAACCCACAGUGUACGAUAAGAUGGACUCUUGACCUUAUAAUGUACCUUGUCAUGGCCUUGCACCUUAUUGUCUGCCUGUACUGCACUUUCUCUGUAACUGUAACACCAUAUUCUGUUAUUGCUUGUGCUACCUCGAUGCACUGAUGUGAUGAAAUGAUCUGUCUGGAUGGCACGCAAAACAGUUUGUCACUGUACCUCAGUACAUGUGACAAUAUUAAACCGGCUACGUAGAGCUUUUAGACCAGGCAGCCCAACAAGAACUGUUCUGGGAACCUCGCCAUUGACACAACACGUUGAAGACCCAUGUUCCUGAUCACUGACCUCUGAACCCCAACUCUGGCUGCACACCCACCACACUGCGGACCCCCCAGCUUGCACUCCGCACUAAUGAGUGAGCCAGAUGCCAGACUUCCAGGAUUUCCAGGCAAUCAGAUGCCAAAUGAUUGAAGUUUUACUUACAGCACCAUGCACCUGGCUGAGGUUUGGUCUGACAACAGUGAUCGGCAGGUUCUGGCAUCAUUUAUUUACAGGGAACCGUUUAAACCCAUAUCACUGGACAAAGAUCCCAAAGGAGUGAACCCCUUGUUGCUUUACCGCCCUGCGUCAGACCAACAUUUGAACCAAUCCAGUGGCUCUCCUGCCCAGUCGUCUCUCUCUGCCCGUUCACCAAAGUCCUGGGCCCUUUCACUCCAGGGCAUAACCGUAUCUGAGAGGAGGAUUGGCACAGCAAGAUCCACAAACUUUGAGUACUCCUAUGGACACCACUGGAUGUGAAAUUAACCCAUCCAGCUCCCAUCAGAGGUAGCUCCGGGCAUAUUCUCAAUGAAAUAAGUGCGGACGGUUACAGCAACCUCACAAUUUGGAUAGAGUGAAGAAGUGAUGCUUGGGAUCAGCUGGAUUCAUCUUCAGCCCAGCUGAUGGGUAGGUCUGUUUAUGUGACUGUGCUUCAGAAGGCCCUUGGUGGCUCUGCUUAUCACUGUAUCUGGGCCAAAGAAAAAUGUCUGUGCCUUAUGUAUUUGAAUGUUUUUGACUUUUUUAACUUCUUGAAUAAUGUUUUUAAAUAUUUAUAUGUAGUUAGAAUA